CCACGCUUUUCUGUCGGCUUUUCUUACUGGGGAAAUGGCGAAGAGCUGCUGUUUUUCUGCUAAUGAUUAAUUCUCCAAGAUGUCCACCGCUAGAUUGAACAUUACAGCGAAGGCACCCUAAAUAGAGCCCAUCCACCCUGCGGACGGAGCUGAUAGUACAGCAGCACGUAUGAACGUGGACACUGCUGCCACAUCAAGCCCCGAAUUGUCCUCAACACCUACCCCAACGCUCCAUAGCCUUCUCUACAACCGACACGAGAACAGGUGUCUGGGAUCCAGGCCCUCUCUAAGAAUGACCUGGCCUGAUAGCAGGGUACUAGGGUGUGUACAAUGGAUGGUUUGUAGUGCUCUAAGCUAGCUUAGUAGCUACGGUAUAUAGGUUAUGGCUGUAUGUGUGUAUAAUAUAGAGAGAAGGAAUGAGAUAUUGACCGACUGUGUUUAACUAUAAAAAUCAGCCUUACUGUUGACAGUAAUGUACGUUACUGCUACAUGGUGUUGGAAGAGGGAGAGAAGAAAAAGAAAGCAGUGAAAAAAGAGCCACCACAUGUCCAAUACAGUAUGCGUGUGUUGUGUCCAAUGUAGGGGAGAGAUGGUUCAGGGAUGGAGUGAGGCCACUCUGACGGGGGCUCCAGCUCAAUCAGGUCGCUACUCUGCCUGGUCCAACGAGGAAGGGGAGUAUGACAGGGCGGCCACGGAGAUGGUGAAUCGGAUGUUCCGCUGUCUCAACAGAGCCCUGUUUGAAGGACGAGAGUCUGGCUUUAGUCAGACUGACGGAGAAUGCCGCGAGUGGUCUUCCACAUUUCCCCACCUCCAAGUGCAGGGUGAACAUCUGUUUGACACCAUGGACGAUGGUACGGAGAUUGCUGCCCCGAUCUAUAGGGAGGACUCCUCUAAUACUGUCACUGACGAGAGAUCACAUGACGCAGUCGAGGACUCUGAUGAUCUCGUUGUAAUUGGAAGACACUUGGAACCAAUCACUCUAUCUGAUGCUCCAGAAGAGGAAUCCCUGAAAGAAGAAGUUCUGGCACAACAUGGGGUACUGGAAGAAUACAUUGCCUUCGAUGGAAGCAGUGCUAAUCACGGGGGUCGGGGAAGAAAGAGGGGUAAAUUCAGCAGCCCCCCUUCGGCCCCCCACAAUCCGGACCCCCCAGUGUCUAGUAUACAUCAGGUGGUCUCUAGUCAAGUGUUUGAUGUUCUGUGGAGUGAGGUGGUCACCGUUCUAUUACCUCUUCUUAUUGCCACCAGGGACCGGGCUCUGAAAGUUCAGAGCAGUAGACAGUCGCUGCAGACGUCUCUGGCUACUUCUCACAGCACCUCACCUCACGAAUCCUCCCUCCUCCUCUCUCGUCCUCCUCUACUGCCCACUACCGGUCGUGCUACCGCCCUCCACCACACACAGUACUACCAGGACAAGCCAGCCACCAGUAGUUAUCUGAUGACUCCACCAGCCGCCGUACUGCCGCGACUAGUCACACGUCCUCCUCCUCUCUCUGGUCUCAUGCACAUACGACCCGUCUCCCUCAGGCACAGGAAUAUGUCUCUGCUACAUCAGAGUGACAGAGUGGAGGAGAUUCUCAGUCGUCUCUCCAUCCACCAUCACAAUAAUCACACCACCACUACCACCACCGCUAUAAACCAUCUUCAGCCGUCUGACCCUGGUCUACACAACUACUACCCUAGACUACCAUCUCUGCCGUACUCUCCUCCGGUAGCUGGAGUGGGGAGCAGUGGCUACAGAGGGCUCUACUCUGGUCGUGUGGGACCACUGAAUGCCUCCAGAAGACCUCAGCAAUUGAGGCCCAUCGAACACCCAAGAACACCUGCACUGGAGAGGAUUGAGUCAGCUCAGAUUCGAGGGUACCGACUGCCUGUGAAUGCUGCUAGUGGUGCUGGGGUUGUGGGACUGUCCCCGCCCCCUACUGCCGGAGGGGGUGUGGCUUCAGGUGGUCUCAUGGGUGUGGUGGGCGGCAGUCAUGUGGUGAGGAACAACCAACUUCCUCCACUUGAGAUUGGGGGUGGGACUACUGGCAUUCCUAUACCUACAGAGCAUUCCCAGCCAGCGGUGCGAGGGAAGUCCACGUUCUCCCAGCGCAACUCUAGUGCUGCAUUUUCAGAGCUGCAGGAGCUCCGGAGACUCCAGCUGCCCAGUGGCGGAGUUCGAUCCUCAGACAUCCUCCUCAGACCUUCCACCACCUCCAACAACUUCAGAGCUGAUUCGGGGAAGCCCCUCGGCACGAAAAAGCUCUCAGAUCCAGUCUCACAUGGUGGAGGAGGAGGAGGAGGAGAGAUGAAGAUAGUUGGUCACGCCACUGGAGUCGGCCAUUCAACCUCUUCCAUGGCUGGAGCCCCAGGUAUGGAAGGGGUAGGGAGUGGGAAGAUGAUACCAUACAGUAUAGCAGAGGGCGAUGAGGAGGAAGAGUGGACUGAAGAGGAUAAUGGGAAGACUCAACAUCACCGGCCACUCUUCCGCCAUUUUGAAAUCAAAGUAUAAAGGUCAAACUGACGGCAAGAGCAAGCACAGAGGUCACGGCAGAUGACAAGAAACACUUUUGGAUUGAUGAUCACUUUCUCUUGCCUAUAUCCUUUCCCUCUCAUCCCUCCUCUCAGUAUAAUAGUCCAUCACAUCAAGGAUGCGUCUGUGCAAAACCCUUGGCAUAGGAAUCUGCUUUCCUACUAUGGAGGGAACAUACUAUGUGCACACCAUGCAUUUUGGCAUCAGGGGUGAAGGCAGCUUCUUUAGGGUGCAUUCAUCAGAAGUGACUUGGGAAGUUAGGAAGGGAGGCGUGCGCUAACCAAUUAAUCAUUGAAACAGACAACUAGAAACACAAAACGAACUACAGUUUUGGUCUGGUCCAUCCUCACUGCUUUUUCUUGCUUUCGUUGCUAACUGUCUCAUCACCACUGCUGCCCUCUUCCCCACUUUCACCUUCCUCUCCCUCCUCCCCCUCCUC
Geodia barretti is the source of this 2951-nucleotide messenger RNA. Lineage: Eukaryota; Metazoa; Porifera; Demospongiae; Tetractinellida; Geodiidae. The record is from the annotation of a GenBank genome assembly.